This is a messenger RNA of Polyodon spathula (Mississippi paddlefish), 4747 nucleotides long. It is a transcript of the gene tesk1b, whose product is annotated as testis associated actin remodelling kinase 1b. Gene Ontology annotation, biological process: actin cytoskeleton organization; positive regulation of stress fiber assembly; protein phosphorylation. Gene Ontology annotation, cellular component: cytoplasm; nucleus. The record is from RefSeq and is a predicted model, not a curated record. The transcript has 11 exons. The coding region runs from base 1019 to 3073 and encodes 684 amino acids. Gene Ontology annotation, molecular function: protein serine/threonine kinase activity; ATP binding. Lineage: Eukaryota; Metazoa; Chordata; Actinopteri; Acipenseriformes; Polyodontidae.
GACUCGAGGGAGGGAGGGAAGGAGCGAGCUAGUCAGGACAACACCGGAAUAACCGAGAAGAUAAACCACUGGGCGGAGGAUUCGCACGGGUUUGUUACUUAGCUGGAUUUUUAAUGACCGAAUGCAAAAUCAAAAAUAACAUUAAUCCCACUACUCAGAGCGAUCUAUUAUUGUGGAAACGUAGUCAUUCGUCAUCAAUACAGUGUUAAGCAGCAGCAUCACUACUAGUAAUGAGUUCAGUGUUUCCACCUGGGGCAGCGGAUUUCAGCAUUACGCAGCGUUGAGAGCAUGUUUACCUGCUGAAUCACCCACAAACUGGUGCGCGCAGCGGAGUCGAUCCAAAUAAGAAAAUACUAAUACAAAAUAAAACCACAACUAGCAGCGGCACUGCAGGACUGGCGAGUUGUGAUAAGCCCAGUGAUUUGAAGCGGCACAGGCGGUGAUGGAGGAGGUAUGCCAUGACGGGCUCUGUACGACCGGCAGCCGGCACGCUACAUACAUGAUCGCUCCGUUUGAUGGAUAACUCUGGUGGUGCACAGGAAUAAAAUAUAGCACGUAGUAUAUCAUUAUGUAUUCAUGAAUGGGGCAGGUCGAUUCUGGAGAAGGAGACGGUUCCACAUCUGGAACUGAAAUCAUUGUGUAUAACAGCGUGACCCCCACCCCCCGUUUUUUGGCCAUUGUAUACGAGCAAUACGUGCUGGAUGGCGCUGGGCAGCUGAAAAAGAAAGGACUGGAUACUCUGCAUGUCAUUUUGAAGGGGAGUGAGUAGGUGGGACACUAUAUUGCAUGGCUGUGAUACGCACGCUAAAUUCCACUUUGAGCAAUGUUACCUUUAUCCCUGUGACAUACAGGCAAUCUUGUAUCGGGAAUACAUUUUGUUUUGUUUCACUGUCUCCCAACUCGUGGUAGCGUUAAUAACUUGGUGGGACAACAGUGUGGGUUACCCUUUCAAGCAGGAAGAUGUAAACAGACAGUUACCUUGGAUUUCACAUUAAGUGCGACUCCUGGGGUUGUGGAUAUGGAGCAUGUGAAGCGGAUACCCGGGACGGGGGCGCGCACGCGCACAGAAAAGAUCGAGCUGGACCAGGAGAACGCUUCCGGACCGAACCGGCUAAGGCCUUCCUCGUACCGGGCCCUGCGCAGUGCCGUGUCCACGCUGGCCAGGAUCGACGACUUCUACUGCGAGAAAAUCGGGGCAGGUUUCUUCUCCGAUGUUUUUAAGGUGAGACACAGGAUUUCUGGGCAGGUGAUGGUUCUGAAGAUGAACAAGCUGAUGAGUAACCGUGCAAACAUGCUGCGUGAGGUGCAGCUCAUGAACCGACUGUCCCAUCCCAACAUCCUGAGGUUCCUGGGAGUCUGUGUUAAUGAGGGCCAGCUCCAUGCACUCACUGAGUACAUCAAUGGAGGGAACCUGGAGCAGUUGCUGGACAGUGACGUCUACCUGUCCUGGACUGUCCGAAUGAGGCUGUCUCUGGACAUUGCCAAGGGGCUGCGAUACCUGCACUCCAAAGGGAUCUUUCACCGCGACCUCACAUCCAAGAACUGUCUGGUACGCUGCGAGGAUGGACGAUUCAGCGCUGUGGUGGGAGACUUCGGACUGGCCGAAAAGAUCCCCAACUACAGUGAUGGAAGAGAGCAGCAGCCCCUGGCAGUGGUGGGCUCCCCGUACUGGAUGGCUCCAGAAGUGCUGAGAGGAGAGCUCUACAAUGAGAAGGCUGACGUCUUUGCCUAUGGGAUCAUCCUUUGUGAGAUCAUCGCCCGGAUACAGGCGGACCCGGACUUCCUGCCACGCACUGAGGACUUUGGUCUGGACGCGCAGGCUUUCCAGCACAUGGUGGGAGACUGCCCUGCUGCCUACCUCCAACUCGCUGUGACCUGCUGCAAUAUGUCCCCUGAUCAGAGGCCCUCGUUCUCUGAGAUCGCUCAGCAGCUGGAGAGGAUCCUGGAGGCACAGCAGAAGCAAGAGAAGGAGGAGGAGGAGAGGAGCGAGACACAACGAGCAAGGAGGCAAGGGGAGAGCUGGGAGUACGUGCUGAGAGAUGGCACCCAGGACCCCUUGAGCGCUCGGAGGCACUCACUGUGUCUGCACCUUCCCCGAGACCAGCGGCUGUCCCGCAGCCAGUCAGAUAUGCUCCCUCCUAAAUCACCCCCCUUCGAUGGCCUGGCUGCGAUGCCAGCCCGGGUCAACCCCUUCACCCUGCGAGAGGACCUCAAUGGGGGCAAGAUCAAGCUGUUCGACACACCCAGUAAGUCAGUCAUCUCUCUGACAUUCGACCUGUCACCGCCCACCGACUCCUACCCAGCAACUCAGUCUGUGACCCCCAACCCCCUGCUCGACCGGUGUAGCAUUGUGGGACCUGGAGCAACCCAGAGGUGCAGGUCUCUCCCAAACUCUCCCGAGCUGCCUCGGAAAGCCAGCUUCCUGAAGGAACUGAGAGAGCGGGAGCAGGAGGACUUUGAGAACCCGGAGAUCUCUCGAGAACAGGAUCUGGAAAUCUCUCAGUGUCUUUUGCAAGAGGGAGACCUGGAAAUGGUACGUGAUCUUGAAGUUAUAGACCUGGAGAUCUUACGAGAACAGGGCCUGGAGUUUGGAGACCAGCAGGUGGAACCAAUGGACUGCUCGAGCAGCCCUGACACACUGGAGGGGCCCAUAUUCCCGGACAGACCAGUGCAGCCCUUCCUGAACAGCUGCCUGGUGACCCCGCCCUCUCCGCGCUCCAAAGACUGGCAGGCCGGCAUCUCAAAUGGACUCUCGCCCAAUGACAACAACAACACUGUGGUGGUGAGCCGGCAGCUGGGCUGGGAUCAUGGUUUCCAUGGAGAUGACUCCUUCCCGCUCAAUACUUCCAGUGGCACCCUGGAGCAGGAUGAUGUCAUUUCCUGUCCUGGCUGCUGCCUGGCGGGACUGAGGUUUCCCUCGGUGUGUCUGAGACCAUUGCGCAGGAAUCCCCCCCCCUACAAGAACCUGAACAGGGAGACGCGGGGACUGCUGUGCCGGGGGAAGCCCUUGAACCCAGGACAUUCAGGCAGGAAGACAGAGCCCAGUCUGACCAUCCCAGAGGCACAGACAUAGUCGUGGUACAGACUGGGAAACAGAAAGGCACUUUGUUAAUAAUGUCAAUAUUAUUAUUAUUAUUAUUAUUAUUAUUAUUAUUGUUGUUUUUUUGGAGGGUUUAUUAUUUGCUGAUUCUUUCUUCCUUUGUCUGCUCUUCGAGUCCUUUGACUAAAUCGCUAUAACUGUUGGGUUUUUGCGUGCAUUAGCUAACAGCGUAUUGAUAUGUAAAGUGGCUACUUUGCACUGCUGCUGUGGAAACCACACACCCCCCCCCAUACUGGACCACCCUGUAACAAGAGGCUGAAAUGGGAUACCAGGGAGUGUCUUUCAGACAUGAGGCAUGUCACAGUGUGAAGAAGUUCCCCUGCUCUUUGUGGCAAAGAGCGGGAUUGAGCAGACAGCAGCACUCAGCCCGCUGCCCUGCUAAUUCGGGCAAGUUUGUGAUUUUGGUAACUUGAUUUAAUUAGUAAAAAUUGACAUAUUGCAUCCUGUGUGAUUAGCUAUUGUUUCACUGUGAAAGCCAUGUAAGUUCUUCUGGAGAGCAAACGCAGCUAAUGAAGCAAGUGGUGUCUCCCUCUAUCAGAGGUUAUGCUUGUUUUAAAAAUGAUUUUGUAUAGGGACCACCACCCCUUGUCCCACACCAGUUGAAAACUUGAGCACAAGAAACAUGAAAUGUAUACGCCUGUAUAUUGUCUGAAGAUUGUCGCAAGGCCUGUUUCUUACCAUACCAGUAAAAUAAUACUUUUAUUAUUUACAUAUUAAAUACAUGAGCUGUUUGAGAACCACUGGAUUAUGUGCUUCUGUGGGUCCUUUACUCAUGCACAAAACCCGUGCUCCACAGCAGCAGUGAAGUUACUUCUAACCCCUUGUUAUAAACCCGCAUGGAAGUGUUCAUUUUAUUCAUUCUUGCAAUGCGUUACUUGUGUAAAAUGUUGUGUUCUGUAAUAUGCAUCCCCAGCACAAACACACACAGCAGUUUGUCAUUGCUGUAAAUUUAGUUCUUGGUACAAUGAGCACUGAUGUAUAAAGAAAAAAGGGGGGGGCUCUAAAAAGAUGCAUGUUUUAUAAUUGACGCUAUAUAUUUGAAGCCAAAAAAUUAAUUGUAUACCACCAUUCAAGCAUGUUGAUUCCACCCCCACCCCCCCGUACAGCAUUUCUUUUUUUCUUUGAUUUCCUUUUGUUUUCCUUGUAUUCGAGCAGUGCACUGAUUUGAGAGGGUGAGGCAGUUCAUACUCAAACUGGUGUUCAAUGACCCUUCAGAUAUCAACCAGCAAUUUUGAUAAACAAGACUGGCUAGGAGAUAUAAAAUUUCUGUAUUUUUUCAAUGUUCUGUACUAUAUAAUAUAUUUUGUUUGUUACUAGAAUUUGCAUUCCCUUGAACUGCUGUAAUGAAACUUGUUACACAUGCUGGAAUUCGGUUUGCACCUUAGUUGAGUUGCAUAUGUUUCAUAUGGCGGCACCAUUUGAGAGCACACGCAGGUCUGAUGGUUUGGUUUGACAUAACGUGCACAGACUGCUGUAAUAGAACACUUUAAUUUAUUUUUCUUUUUUUUUUUUUAAAGGUGCUUUGCAACAUGUACAUGAAGCCUCUGAACUCCAAAAGCACUUUGCAUUAGCUGGUAAUAAGAUGUGAUUAUGCAAACGAAUUUAAAUGAAUAUUCUUAAAAACAAAUAAAAAUAUGAAUGGUAAAA